CCUUCAUACUAGGUCAAUAAGUAAUCUAAACUGUGGAUUCUGCACUCCAAUGCAGCUGCUUCAGGUAAGACUUUAGCCCAUCGCAGCCUCAUUUACGUGGCUCAGAAAGUGCUGCGUAGGCGCGGCUUUUCCUUUAUAUUCCAAAUUCCAUUCUUUUUUCCUAUGUUGGUCUCUUCGCUUUCUUUUGGUGGGAAAGCUCUGGGCUUUGGAGGGGAAUCGUGGACCAUUCGCUCUUGUUCAUGUGCCGCUCCUUUUAUCGCUAUCAGUAGUGGAGCAGGCAGUGGAGGAUGAUCCCUAUCUGAUGCAUUUCGGAGUGUGAAAUUGUUUCCAUGGUGAUGGAUGAAUUCGUGGCUUGAUUAUCAAAAGGGAUUAUCCUUCUCAGGUUGCUACUGAAGAGAGGAGGAAGUCUUGACACAUCUUUUAAAGCAUAUAAUGUCAGACAAUGAUGCACCAACUUGUAAAGAAGGUGAUGUUAUUGAACAGUUUAGGGGUAAAAAUAUUAGUGCUUCCCAAACUCCUUACAUGGGGCAGUGGAUGGCUCAUUGGAUGCAACCAUGCAAAAGUUCAUCCUCUAAAGAUUGUCAGCUGCAUUCUGAUGCUCUUGCUGAUAACAUACUCCAUAAAUUUGAAGGGCAUGACUCUUCGGAACUUGAUCGAUUAAAAUCCAAAGAGUUUAAAUUUGUAAGGGUGGAUAUGAAUCAAAGGUAUAGUUUUGUAGACAAGGGUAAAUCAAACUUAGCUGCUGAAGAUGAUCCAUCAUCAUAUGAUAUCAGAUCAGGUGAACCUUGCGUUGAUAGGGAAAAGUUUAAAAUUAAGGAAAACUUUUCAAUGAGAAGAAAUGUGGAGCCAAUCAACGAUGGAAGAACAUUUUGUAAAAAACUAAGUGCUCAGCAACUGACCGAGUCUUCUAUAAAAUGGAAAAAAAUUGGAUCAUAUUGCUGUCACAGUCUAGAUGUUUCUGAGUCGAAUUUUGAACACUUACCUAUGCUUGACAUCAAUCGGGAAAUUGAGACCAUGUUGGCUUCUAAGGAAAAAUCUGCUUAUGGUGCUGUGUCUGUUAAAAUGGUGAAGGAAAACUUGUCACUGUGUGAAUCUAUAGGCACUUCCAGUCUUGUAGAAUUAGCACCUGGGAGUUGUCUUGCAGCCAGAAAAAUAACUGAUGAUGCUGAAAAGAUGAUGACAACUUAUGAAGGCUUCCUUCCUGAUAGUGCUGUUGGUAUGGAUGGAGCUUCUUCUCCUGUAAUUCAUGGUUGCAAAUAUCAAAAGGAAAAUAUGAUUGCCUGCAUAUUUAGUUCUGGGUUGACUAAUGUAGAUCCACACAAUAAACUGACUUGUGUGCAGCACAACCUAUGUUCUUGUAGCUCAAGUUCCAAAUCAAGGACAACAGAAACUAAAGGCAAAAUUUACUCAAUUUCUAAAGGUUUCAGAAAUUCUUGGACAAGUCUAAAGGGUGGAUCCAACCAUGUUCUCAGUGAGUCAAGUCCAACUGAUUUCCUAUAUUCUUUUUCAACUGAAGGACACGGUUCAGAAGUAAAAGCUGAUUCUUCCAGCUGGUUGCUACUUGACCAGAGAAGACUUGGCAAGCCAGAUGGUUCUGAUAUAAACCAUUUGCCUUGUCAAAUGCCAAAGUGCUCAAUACAUGAUAUGAGUCUAACUGAAUCUUGCCAAAAUUUGAAGUCUGUUGAAAUUGGAGAACGAUUUCACAAGUUCUCUAGCACUGUAAAGUAUUUACUGGUUACAGAUAAAAUGGGUAAGGAUCAGUGCCUCAGAGAACGGACUAUGGGUGAUUCUCCAUUCACCCAAGUUAAUGGAAAUACUUUGUCCAAAACAGUAACCAUUCCCACCGAACUAAGUUGUGGCAAGAAAGAGAAGAGCGCUGUGCGCUUAGAAAACUUUGUAAGUGAUGAAGAUAGGGAUGAUCGGAAUGACAGUGGCGUUCAUCUUAUGGGGGAACAUAAUGAGUUUUCUACUAAAGUUGAUACAAUAAGUACUCAUCCGUUGCAUGGGUCAAGUUCUCUACCAGGAGAAUCUAUUUCCAGUCCACAAAAGGCUACUGCAUAUUCAAAUCUGAGAAAUUCCAAGACUACAUCUGCUUCAUCUGCACGAGAAGUCUCUAUUAGAAAUGCAGAGAUUGGAAUGGCUAAGAGAGAAGAGCAUCUUGCUUCUAUAGAUGAAGUAACUCAUGCAAGCCAUACCGAAGCGAGUGUUUCUAGUACAGAAAGUUUGGCUGCAGAUCAUAUAGUUAAGGUACCAGAUGUCUCCAGCUCCAGUCUUCUAGCAGAUCACACAUCAGGAUCAGAAACUUGCAGCAGAUGGAUUAAGCGUCUCCGGGGUAACCAUUCUGAGAGUCUUUCUCUUUGUACGAAGAGGUUCAAAAAGGGUGAGGAUUCCAUUGAAAUACAGCAAAGUUCCAGCAGAAUACAAAACCAUAAUCCAUUAAGCUCUGGUUCACUUGGAUUCAUGAAGGAACAUGAUAAUUCAGAAAAUGUUUUGCCUUGUGGUGAUUCAGACGAGUCUCUGCAAUUGUGGAUUAGGAGAUGGUGCCGUAAUGAUCAUGAAGUAUCUCAGACCUUAUCAACACCAAGUGUGCCGCUGGCAUUGCAACCAGAAAAGCUCGGAGUUCCACAUGAAAAGUUUGAAGGGAAGAUGUCUGCAAGCAUUGGAGCAAUGGCUUUGAUGGGCAGAGCUAUGAAUAAGUACACGCCCUGUAGAUUUCGGAGAGAGGAAGCUUCUCUGGUAUGGAAUACUGAAGAGUGAGUGGAUGGACAACCAUUCGUAUCAAGAGAGUUGUUGUAUUCCUUGCUAUCUGAAUGUUCAGAAAUCAAAAUGUAACGGUCAAGAAUGAAGCACAUGAAAUGUUGCUGGGGUGAGAUUUACUUAUUUUUUCACAUAUGUAAGUGAAGAAAGAUUUUGGUUGCUUGAAAAGCCAUUUCUAUUGCAUUUCUACGUAUUCCUUAGUGUUUUUACUA
Molecule: messenger RNA, 2969 nt
Organism: Dendrobium catenatum
Lineage: Eukaryota; Viridiplantae; Streptophyta; Magnoliopsida; Asparagales; Orchidaceae
Exons: 5
Coding region: 433-2757 (774 amino acids)
Biological process (GO): regulation of photomorphogenesis
Source: RefSeq, a predicted model, not a curated record